This is a messenger RNA of Marmota flaviventris (yellow-bellied marmot), 939 nucleotides long. Its product is annotated as olfactory receptor 10V1-like. The record is from RefSeq and is a predicted model, not a curated record. Lineage: Eukaryota; Metazoa; Chordata; Mammalia; Rodentia; Sciuridae. Gene Ontology annotation, biological process: G protein-coupled receptor signaling pathway. Gene Ontology annotation, cellular component: membrane. Gene Ontology annotation, molecular function: G protein-coupled receptor activity; olfactory receptor activity.
AUGGAGGAAGCAAACCAAACUGGGAUGAUCCACUUCCACUUCCGCCCCUUCUCCCGACUCCCCGAGGUGCAGGUGCUGAUUUUCGUGACCUUUCUCGGGAUGUACCUGGUCAGCAUCACUGGAAACCUCUCCAUUUUCCUCACCAUCUGGAUGAGCCGCUGUCUCCACACCCCCAUGUACUUCUUCCUGGCAAACCUGGCAGCUCUGGAGGUCUUCUACUCCUCCACCAUCGCCCCUCUGACCCUGGCCAGCGUCCUGUCCACAGAGAGCACCCUCAUCUCCCUGCCAGGCUGCGGCACCCAGAUGUUCUUCUUCAUCUUCCUGGGCAGUGCGGACUGCAUUCUGCUGGCCGUCAUGGCCUAUGACCGGUUUGUGGCCAUCUGUCACCCUCUGCGCUACACCCUCAUCAUGAGCUGGCGCGUGUGUGUGCAGCUGGCCGUGGGGUCCCUCGUGCUGGGGUUCGCCUUGGCCCUGCAGCUGACUGUGCUCAUCUUCCGGCUGCCCUUCUGCAGCAGCAAGGAGAUCAGCCUGUUCUACUGCGACGUCCUCCCUGUCAUGAGGCUGGCUUGUGCCGACACCCACGUCCACGAGGUCACCCUGUUUGCGGUCAGUGUCAUUGUGCUCACCAUCCCCUCCCUGCUCAUCACCCUGUCCUAUGUCUUCAUUGUGGCUGCCAUCCUGAAGAUGCGCUCUGCAGAGGGGAGGCACAAGGCCUUCUCCACCUGCUCCUCCCACCUGACUGUGGUCCUCCUGCAGUAUGGGUGCACAAGUGUCAUCUACCUGUGCCCCAGCUCCAGGUACUCUCCAGACAGGGGCCAGGUGGUGUCUGUGGUUUACACAUUUGUCACCCCUGUGCUGAACCCCUUGAUCUACAGCAUGAGGAGCAGGGAGCUUAAGGAGGCUUUGAAGAGAGCAUUGAUGAGGUUCCUUGUGCUCUAG